AUCUCUCUCUUCACCGCGCCACUACAGAGCAGCUCUCUCUCAUCACAGAAUUGAAACAGUGGAACUCUUGUCUUUUUUCUCUCUUCAGAGCAACAGUCCAAUUUACAAACAGGCAACCAACUCUCUCUCUUCCAUUAGUUCGGGGUUCUUCUAUAGAACUAUCCCCCAUUCCUCAUACAAAAUGAUUGCUUUUCUCUAGAAGAAAUUCAUCUGUCUCUCUCUCUCUCUCUCUUUCCACACAGCGUGAAGUGAUUCACUGUCAUUUGAUUCAGAACCCCUGCUUCUCUCUAAAGAGAUUCAUCUCUCUCUCUCUCUGGUUCCACACUUGGUAAAGUAGUUCUCAGUUAAUUGAUCAGUGCGUUGCUCUCUUUUUUUCUCUGUCUAAGAUGUCAACCAGCAAACACUUGGAAGAUGGGCACAGCCCAAGGGAACCUGAGAUAACAGAGCCUCUCAUUUCCAAUUCUAGUGGCGGUGAUAAUGGUUCCAUUGCAAUGGUUAUUCUCAGCACCUUUAUCGCAGUCUCCGGUUCUUUUGAAUUCGGUUCAGCCGUGGGUUUUUCAUCUCCCACUCAGUCAGCAAUCAGGAGCGAGCUUGAUCUUUCAUUAGCGGAGUUCUCUGUUUUUGGAUCCAUAUUGACCAUUGGAGCUAUGAUUGGUGCAAUAGCGAGUGGACGCCUAGCUGAUUAUGUUGGUCGAAAAGUGACAAUGGGAACAUCAGCCCUCUGUUGCCUAUUAGGAUGGAUAGCAAUCGCCUUCUCCCAGGGUUCUUGGUCACUAGAUAUUGGAAGACUGGCUGUGGGAUAUGGAAUUGGUGUUUUCUCUUAUGUGGUGCCUGUAUACAUAGCCGAGAUAACACCAAAGAGUCUUAGAGGGGGCUUCACAACAGUAAAUCAACUAAUGAUUUGUACCGGCGUUUCAUUUGCGUACAUAUUGGGAACAGUUUUGACUUGGCGUGUGCUGACGUUGACUGGGCUUAUUCCAAUGCUGAUAAUGCUAGUGGGUCUCUUCGUGGUUCCAGAGUCUCCUAGAUGGCUGGCAAAAGUUGGCAAACAAAAAGAAUUCGAAGAAGCUCUACGUAGACUACGUGGAAAGGAUGCUGAUAUUUCUGAAGAAGCAGCUGAAAUUGAAGAUUACAUCAGAACUAUAGAAAGCCUUCCUAAGGUUAAACUGCUUGACCUGUUCCAAAGGAAAUAUGCAUAUCCUCUCAUUGUGGGAAUUGGCUUGAUUGCACUCCAGCAAUUUGGUGGAAUCAAUGGGAUAAUUUUCUACGCUGCGGAAACUUUUGAGGAAGCAGGAUCUUCGGGGACAGUGGGGACUAUAUCCAUAGCCUGUAUCCAGGUUCUAGUAACAGCAGUGGGUGCAACUUUGAUGGAUAAAUGUGGAAGGAGACCGCUUCUUUUGGUAUCAAUAUCAGGGGCAUGUUUCGGCUGCCUUCUUUCUGCAAUAUCAUUUUUCUUACAGUCUCAGGACUAUUUAACAGAUUUUUCUCCAAUAUUGGCUCUUUGUGGCAUACUGGUGUACAUAGCUGCAUUCUCAGUGGGCUGGGGUGCGAUACCCUGGGUUUUGAUGUCUGAGAUAUUUCCCAUAAAUGUGAAAGGAACAGCAGGCAGCCUAGUGAGCCUCAUGCACUGGUUCGGUGGUUGGUUCAUGUCCCUUAUGUACAACUUCUUCAUGAGCUGGAGCAAAACAGCCACAUACACUGUAUUCACCGCGAUUUGUGGGGGCACAGUAUUGUUUGUGGCCAAGCUGGUUCCUGAGACAAAGGGCCGAACACUCGAAGAAAUACAAGCUUCCAUGGACUCGACUAUUGCUUCAAAAUCGAAAUCGGCAGAUGAGAAGUGAUUGCACUUUCUUUGUAGUAGUUGGAAAGGAAUGUUUCUUUCCAAUGUAGCAAGAAAGUGGGGUCAUCUGAUUCCCUCUUCUUGAAUUGCCAUGAUAUUUUACCCAGUUUGAAUUGAGGUUCACUUGGCUCAGUUCAUCUUCAUUGGUAAGCCAAGUAGUAGUCGAUAUAGAGGAAUAGAAGAAAUUUGCGUGGAAUAAGGAGCGAAAAGAUGAUCAGAAUAUCAGGACAGUUUGUGCUAUGAUCAUUUUAUUUGGAGAAUAUUAUUACUUUUCUACAUAUUUGAUAAUUUUCAUUUUGCAUAUACUUCAGAUUUAAACCUCAUUAUACAAAAGAUGCAUAGUUUAUCUACACUGAUUAA
Amborella trichopoda is the source of this 2200-nucleotide messenger RNA. RefSeq lists its product as uncharacterized. NCBI's taxonomy places the organism in Eukaryota, Viridiplantae, Streptophyta, Magnoliopsida, Amborellales, Amborellaceae. Gene Ontology annotation, cellular component: membrane. The record is from RefSeq and is a predicted model, not a curated record. Gene Ontology annotation, biological process: carbohydrate transport; transmembrane transport. Gene Ontology annotation, molecular function: sugar transmembrane transporter activity.